AUGGAAGAUGUAUUAAUAUUGCACCCACGAAAUCUCAUGGCUACAAGAAAAGGAAUGACACCAGUGGGAAAAGACCAUCUUGUAACUGUUUUAGCCCCAGCAAAAACCUAUCCAGUGCAUCGGGUAAAUUAUUGUUGGGCCACGAAAAGAAAACUCCCAUUUUGUCUUUGCCGUAUAUACUUCCGAUAG
Molecule: messenger RNA, 189 nt
Organism: Pochonia chlamydosporia 170
Lineage: Eukaryota; Fungi; Ascomycota; Sordariomycetes; Hypocreales; Clavicipitaceae
Exons: 1
Coding region: 1-189 (62 amino acids)
Source: RefSeq, a predicted model, not a curated record